This is a messenger RNA of Elephantulus edwardii (Cape elephant shrew), 2130 nucleotides long. It is a transcript of the gene TAP2, whose product is annotated as transporter 2, ATP-binding cassette, sub-family B (MDR/TAP). Lineage: Eukaryota; Metazoa; Chordata; Mammalia; Macroscelidea; Macroscelididae. The record is from RefSeq and is a predicted model, not a curated record. The coding region runs from base 1 to 2130 and encodes 709 amino acids. Gene Ontology annotation, molecular function: ATP hydrolysis activity; MHC protein binding; ATP binding. Gene Ontology annotation, biological process: peptide transport; antigen processing and presentation of endogenous peptide antigen via MHC class I; transmembrane transport. The transcript is spliced from 11 exons. Gene Ontology annotation, cellular component: endoplasmic reticulum membrane; TAP complex.
AUGCCACUCCCAGAUUUGAGACCUUGGAUCUGCUUCUUGCUGCUGGAUUUGGCCGUACUCAGAGUGCUUCAGGGGACUUUGGGGGCCCUACUUCCUGGAGGGCUUCUUAGUCUGUGGCUAGAGGGAGUCCUGCGAUUUGGAGGACUGUGGGGGUUGCUAAAGCUGGGAGGUCUACUAGGAUUUGGGAGAACAUUGUUACCCUUACUCUGCCUAGUGACACCUCUGUUUCUUACGCUGAGGGCUCUGGUCCCAGGGGUCUUGAGUGCACCCCUAGACAGAGUAGCUUCAGGCUCUUGGAGCUGGCUGCUGACCAGCUAUGGGGCUACAGCGCUGAGCUGGGUAGUGUGGGCAGUCCUGAGCCCUCAAGAAGCCCCAGCUUCAGCCCAGGAGGAGAAUGAGAAUCAGGAGAACAAAGCUCUGAUGUGGAGACUGAUGAAGCUCUCCAGGCCAGACGUGCCUUACCUGGCUGCUGCCUUCUUCUUCCUUAUUAUGGCCGUUUGGGGUGAAACAUUAAUUCCUUACUAUUCUGGUCGCGUGAUUGACAUCCUGGGAGGUAAUUUUGAUCCUGAAGCCUUUUCCAGUGCCAUCUUUUUUAUGUGCCUGUUCUCCUUGUGGAGCUCACUGUCUGCUGGCUGCCGAGGUGGCUUCUUCCUCAUUGCCAUGUAUAGAAUCAACUUACGGAUCCGAGAACUUCUCUUCUCCUCCCUGUUGCGCCAAGACCUCGGCUUCUUCCAGGAGACUAAGACAGGGGAGCUGAACUCACGGCUGAGCUCGGACACCACCUUGAUGAGUAACUGGCUUUCUCUUAAUGCCAAUAUACUCUUGCGAAGUUUGGUGAAAGUGUUGGGACUGUAUAGCUUCAUGCUCAGCCUGUCACCUCGCCUCACCCUCCUUUCUCUGCUCAAUGUACCCCUCUCAUUAGCAGCCGAGAAGAUAUACAACACACGCCAUCAGGUGAUACUCCAGGAGAUCCAGGACACAGUGGCGAAGGCAGGGCAGGUGGUGCAAGAGGCAGUUGGAGGUCUGCAGACUGUCCGGAGUUUUGGAGCUGAGGAGGAUGAGGUCUGUCGCUAUAAGGAGGCCCUUGAACAUUGCCGUCGGCUGCGGUGGCAGCGUGACCUGGAGCGAGCGCUAUAUCUGCUGUUCCGGAGGCUGCUGCAGUUGGCUGUGCAGGUGCUGAUGAUGAACUGUGGCCUGCAGCAGAUACUGGCGGGAGAUCUCACGCAGGGCGGGAUGCUCUCCUUUCUGCUCUACCAGGAGGAUGUAGGCCAUCAUGUGUUUAGCCUGGUGUACAUGUGGGGAGAUAUGCUGAGCAAUGUGGGAGCUGCAGAGAAGGUUUUUUGCUACUUGGACAGACAACCAAACCUACCCCCAUUGGGGACUCUAGCCCCUUCCAUUCUGGAGGGGGUUGUGGAAUUCCAGAAUGUCUCUUUUGCUUACCCCAAUCGCCCUGACCAACCUGUGCUAAAGGGGCUGUCAUUUACUCUUCGUCCUGGUGAGGUGACUGCACUCUUGGGGCCCAAUGGGUCUGGGAAGAGCACAGUUGCUGCCCUGCUGCAGAAUCUGUACCAGCCCACGAGGGGUCAGGUGCUCCUGGACGGGGUGCCCAUCUCCCAGUACGAGCACCACUACCUGCACAGAAAGGUAGCUUUGGUUGGGCAGGAGCCUGUCCUCUUCUCGGGCUCCGUGAGGGACAACAUUGCUUAUGGGCUGGAGAACUGCGAGGAUGAGAGGGUUAUGGCUGCUGCCAGGGAUGCCCAUGCAGAUACAUUCAUAGCAGAAUUGGAGCACGGAAUGCAUACAGAGAUAGGUGAGAAAGGGAGCCAGUUAGCUGUGGGACUGAAACAACGUCUUGCCAUUGCCCGGGCCCUUGUGCGUGAUCCACAAGUCCUCAUCCUGGAUGAAGCCACUAGUGCACUCGAUGUUGAGUGUGAACGGGCGCUGCAGGACUGGAGAGCCCAUGGAAACCGAACUGUGCUGGUGAUCGCUCACAGGCUGCAGACGGUUCAGAGUGCUAACCAGUUUCUGGUGCUCAGGCAGGGGGAGCUGCAGGAUCGGGACCAGCUCAUGGAGCAGCAGGACCCCUAUGCCCGCCUGGCUUUCCAGGGACAGUUUCAGCCAGAGGACUGA